Sander lucioperca (pikeperch) is the source of this 1452-nucleotide messenger RNA. It is a transcript of the gene akirin2, whose product is annotated as akirin 2. The transcript has 5 exons. NCBI's taxonomy places the organism in Eukaryota, Metazoa, Chordata, Actinopteri, Perciformes, Percidae. The record is from RefSeq and is a predicted model, not a curated record. Gene Ontology annotation, biological process: positive regulation of transcription by RNA polymerase II; positive regulation of innate immune response. Bases 360 to 896 code for a protein of 178 amino acids. Gene Ontology annotation, cellular component: nucleus; chromatin. Gene Ontology annotation, molecular function: transcription coregulator activity.
AUUGAACGGAAUGAAAUAUAAACUAGUGAGUGAGCCGUUGUGGGUGCUAGUACUCGGAACUAGUGCAGCAAGAUCUGCAAUCAUCCGUUUUUAUAGAACAUUUACCCUAGAUUAUUUUGUCCAGAUCAUCUCAAUAUAUAUUCAGUAACGUGAUCUAUAUGAGAUUUAUCAGCAGAAGGCAACGAGAGACGAAAAUAGUGCAUAUUUGUCCGCUGCCCGGAAUUGCAGCCGCCGUUUGACGUAGCUAACGUUAGCUAGCACUAGCAGCACAGACGACGGGGCCCAGGUCAGCGACUUUCCCAAUUAACAGGGAGUUUUAGCUUUUCUGUUUUAAGAUUUUUAAGACACAUUUUAGCGUGAUGGCUUGUGGGGCUACUCUGAAAAGGACUCUGGACUUUGAUCCACUAAUGAACCAGGCUUCACCUAAAAGAAGGAGGUGCGCCCCGAUCAUGUCUCCAGUCUCUUCACCUCAGAAAUAUUUGCGUAUGGAGCCCUCGCCGUUCGGAGAAGUGUCGUCCAGACUCACCACAGAGCAAAUUCUACACAACAUCAAACAGGAGUACAAGCGGCUGCAGAAACGACGACACCUGGACACCUUCCAGCAGGCAGACAGCUGCUGUCCUCUGGACCUGCAGAAUGUUGACAGUGGAUCUGCUGUACCAGGUACGUCUUCAGGUGCCUCAUCUCCCACCAGAAAAGAGCAGCCUUUAUUUUCCCUCCGACAAGUUGGGAUGAUUUGUGAAAGACUGCUGAAAGAGCGAGAGGACAAAAUCCGUGAGGAGUAUGACGAGAUACUGACGACAAAGCUUGCAGAGCAAUAUGAUGCGUUUGUCAAGUUCACGCAUGAUCAACUGAUGCGAAGGUUCGGAGAGCAGCCUGCCAGCUAUGUUUCCUGAGUGUCAGCGUCUGAUAUUGAGGAAUACAAUUUGCUACAAGCUACUCCAGGGACUUGUGGGUCUAGUUGGACUUUUCUCCUAGCUGUGCUAUAUAGCCUCUAUGUGGACUCAGUUUGUGGCAUCCACGUUUGCUGUGUCUGCCAGAGUUAGGAGGACUUCCUGCUGCCAGUGCCAGUACUCUACCAGUGGCCUCUUAACUGCCGUGUCAAUAUUUAUUUGGCUUUGUUCUGAUGCCUUCGUAAAAGGCUGACUGCCACCACACACUUGGCCUUUUGAUUUUAACUUAGUUUUUUUGUCAAAUUUAGUUAUUUCACAGAGAGGAUGUUAGUUGUGCAGAUUCUCUAUAUGUACAUUUUUGAAAAAGGGAUUGAACAUUGACGAACCAAGACCGCCUUUAGACUGGACUCCAGGAACAGGCAUCUUGGGUUUUUUCAGCAUUGUUUUACUGGCAAUUACAUUUGUAUACACUGUAUUUUUUUAUUUUUUGCUUGACUUUUGUUCAUUGUACCAAAAUGUCAUGAUUCUAUUUGCUGUAGGUAUAAAGGGGCUUUGAUUU